AUGGAUUCUAGCUCGGGCCCUGCCCCAGGACACGAAGACGUUAUUAUGGAGAUCUUCACUCCUGAGCAAAUAAACAUGAUCCUUACUGAGCUCGGAUACACCCGCCUUGCACCUCCCAUUGCAGACCCCGUUGAAGGAGCAUCCGGCUCUGUAGGGCCAUUGCCUCAUGAUGCAACCUAUGUACCUGCUCAAAAUGAGUCCUUCAGUGCAGGUACUACAGGUCAGUCGACUGCAUUCGACAAUUCAAUGCGGUUACAGCCAAAUGCCCCUUAUGCGAUGGUCUCUGGAAAUGUAAAAGGAUACUCUCUUUUGCGUAUGGCAACGACUCAUUAUUAUCUCAAGGAAACAUUCACUGGACUUAAUGGAAUGUCCUCUGCGAAUCUGGAUUUUCCGAUCGAUCCUGAAUUGCUUUCGUCGGAGCCUUCUCAGCCCAAAGCUUCGACUUCGGGCAGUACGAACCGGGCUUAUUAUUACUACCCUGGUCCGAACGGAAUGCACGACAACAAUCAGAGACAGACGUCUGCAGCAGGAUCCUCGUCUAAUGAGUUCUUCAAUACAUCUGCCGCCGGACCGCCGACUGUAUUCAAUAACCUAAACCAGUCCUACCAAUGUUUCGAGCAAAAUGCCCCAGUAUACAAUACGAGUGAACCUUUGCAUGGAAUUAAUGGACUUACUUCUGCGCAUCCGGAUAUUGUAAUUGACCCUUCUUUAUUAAUGCCGGCACCCACCCUGCCCGAGGUCUCAACUUCGGGCAAGCACGUUCAGACCAAUCAUUCCAACCCGGAUUCGAGCGGGGCGUACGAUGAUGAACAGCAGGACGCCUUUGCAGCUGGGCUCGAACACCAUGAACAGUCCAUCAAACCUAGAAGGAUUAGGUCGGAGCGCCAUCAGGGCUUGACAUGUCCCCGUAAAGGGAAAGAUUGCAAAUACAAUGGCACUUUUCAUGAUAAGAGGUGCCUUGCUCGACACUGGAAUCGGGAACAUAAGUCGCAGCCACGACCAUUCCUUCUUUGUCCCGGGAAUUGUCGAGACAAGGAGUUCUCCGAUGAAUUCUCUUUGCACCGCCACCUAGGGAAUGAAAAUUUCGUUGACUGUAGGAGAGAGGCACUCAAUAAGGGGUGGAUUCCUACGCAGCAAUCUCCGGUGAAGUACCUGGCAGAUUAG
Messenger RNA from Fomitiporia mediterranea MF3/22, 1164 nucleotides. RefSeq lists its product as uncharacterized. The transcript is spliced from 2 exons. The record is from RefSeq and is a predicted model, not a curated record. The coding region runs from base 1 to 1164 and encodes 387 amino acids. NCBI's taxonomy places the organism in Eukaryota, Fungi, Basidiomycota, Agaricomycetes, Hymenochaetales, Hymenochaetaceae.